This is a messenger RNA of Prorocentrum cordatum, 399 nucleotides long. The record is from the annotation of a GenBank genome assembly. Lineage: Eukaryota; Dinophyceae; Prorocentrales; Prorocentraceae.
AUGGAUCGUGGCGCAGCACCCGUUGCACCUGUUCAUCGAAUCCCCCCGACCACGUGCAAAAGCAAGCCCAGGCCAGGACAUGCAACUAUCAGGGCAUUCGGAAAAGCUACGCAGUGGCAGCAGGCGCUGUCGGUACUACGGGUCAUGGUUCUAGCAAAGGUGGUUGUCAACGUCUUCAGCUACAGCGCCGGAAUCAGCGCGUGCGAGAAGGGCAAGCAGUGGCAGCUGGCUCUUGGGCUGCUCAGCGAGAUGUGCGAGGCGACCGUGGAGCCCGAUAUCUUCAGCUACAGCGCUGGGAUCAGCGCGUGCGAGAAGGGCGAGCGGUGGCAGCCGGCGCUGGCGCUGCUGAUCGAGCAAGCAUUGGCAGCUGGCUCUUGGGCUGCUCAGCGAGAUGUGUGA